UGUGGCGACCAUUUCCAUACACUAGAUCUAAUUAGAUCUCAACAGCCAUAAAAAAUAAACUGCUGAGUUGUAUCCACUUCACUGAACAGGCUAGACUAGACGUACAUACCGGCACAUGUGCUCUUCGUAUACAACUGGCAAGAGUGUUCUCAAUAAAAGAGUCUAUCUGGAUCGUCUAUCUCGAUGCUGCCAUUCUGUGAGCUCAACGAUGACUAUUCCAUCCCCUGGGUGAAUGGUGGAAUCUCACGAUGCUUCCUGGGUGUGGUUGGUUCAAUGUCUUGCGCUGGUGUACUGAUCCUCUUAGGACUGACUAUCUUUGUGCUGGGACGCAAAUCCAAAGAUACCAAGCAAACUGGGGCAAAAAGCUUCAAGCAGCUCAUCUCUAAAGUUUUCAUAUUGGAAGUCGUUUUAAGUGCCAUUAUCUCUCUCACAUACGUAGUUGACUUGUCAGUGAAAGGAGCUUUGCAUUUAACAGGAGCAGGAGAUAAAAUUUAUGGCUACACUAUAGUAGAAGAUUCCCUUGGUAUUGUAUCUUGGAUAUUCUCAAUAUUAUUACUUUACACGGAGCGAUUGUGCAUACUCAAGGGAACACCCCACGGAAUAUCCCUAGCUCUGUUUUGGAUACUCAACAUUGUGUGGCUUAGUCUGCAAAUUGUCUCAUUUAAUAAUCCUCAGUGGUGGUGGCAUCUGGAGACGCGCUCUGAUAUAUCUGACUUGGUUCUGUAUGUGAUACGGGUGACCUUCCUAUCGGUCAUAGUAGUAUUUGGAAUCAUUCGCCCUCUAUGCUGUUCGCUAAAAGCAAGAAGAAGAAGAGGUUAUUCAUUGGUGCUGAAUGCAGACGAAACAGAGGAGGAGGAGGAAGAGGAGGAGGACAUUGACACAGAGGAGACAAACAAACAAAACAUGGAAAGAAAGGAGGGCUCUUUCAUUCGCAAGAGGACGACGUCUGCAUUUUCUGAUUUCUUGAUGAAGGCAAAGCUAUUGUUUCCUUAUGUGUGGCCAAAAGGCCACUACAUGCUCCAGCUGCGAGUGGUGGCAUGUUUCCUGAUCCUUGUUGUUGGGAGAGUCAUCAAUGUCUUUGUGCCUAUCUACUACAAGAAAAUUGUUGAUGGCCUCACCUUUAGUAACAAUGGAACCAGUCAGCUAGACAGCUCUCUGGCCGUUUCUCUUGGAAUUUCAGUUGGUGAGACUGCGAUUGUGUUCCCAUUAGGAUCCAUCAGCAUCUAUGUGAUGCUCAAGUUCAUGCAGGGUGGUUCUGUUGGUAGUGCUGGGCUGGUGAACAACUUGAGAAGUUACUUAUGGAUCACAGUCCAGCAGUUCACUGGCAGAACACUCAGAGUUAAACUUUUCACCCACCUGCAUGGGCUCUCUCUUAGAUGGCAUCUGGGAAGGAAAACUGGUGAGGUUCUGAGAGUGAUGGACCGAGGCAGUCAGAGCAUCACCAGCCUCCUUUCUUACAUUCUAUUCAACAUAGCCCCCACUCUGGUGGACAUUGGAGUGGCUGUCAUCUACUUUGUCAUUGCCUUCGAUGGCUGGUUCGGUCUUAUUGUGUUUCUCACCAUGGUGUCAUACAUACUGUUGACCAUCAGCAUCACUGAGUGGAGGACUAAGUACAGGAGAGUGAUGAAUGAGAGCGACAAUGCAACCAGGGCAAAAGCUGUCGACUCUCUACUCAACUUUGAGACUGUGAAGUACUAUGGGGCAGAAGACUAUGAAGUCAAAAGAUACAAUGAUGCGAUCAUCAAAUACCAAGAUGCUGAGUGGAAGUCGCUAGCCAGCCUCAAUGUCCUGGGUAUGGGCCAAAAUAUCAUCAUCACACUAGGACUAUUCUUUGGUUCUGCCCUAUGUGCGUACCGCGUCACACAGGGGGUCCUUAAAGUGGGUGACUUUGUCCUCUACUGCACUUACAUCAUUCAACUGUACGCCCCACUCAAUUUCUUUGGCACCUACUACCUCAUGAUACAACAAGCCUUUGUGGACAUGGAGAACAUGUUUGAUCUAUUGGACGUCGAACCAGAGGUCACAGACUCUCCCAGUGCAACACAACUGCAGAUUGCGGGUGGUAAAGUUGAGUUUAAGAAUGUUUAUUUUCACUAUGCACCUGAGAAGCGUAUUUUGAAGGAUGUGUCGUUUACGGUUGAGGCAGGAGAGACCUUAGCACUAGUUGGACCGAGUGGUGCUGGAAAGUCUACAAUCAUAAGACUGCUAUUUAGGUUCUACGAUAUACAGGAUGGGCUCAUCUGUAUUGAUGGUCAAGAUCUGAAGCAAUUGAAUCAAAAUUCUGUGAGACAAAACAUUGGGGUGGUGCCUCAGGACACAGUGCUUUUUAAUGAUGAUAUCAGAUACAACGUUAGAUAUGGUAAUAUGUCAGCCUCUGAUGAUGAGGUGGAGCAAGCAGCCCGCCACGCUGACAUCCAUGAUCGAAUCAUCACGUUCCCCUCCCAAUACGACACAGUAGUGGGGGAGAGGGGACUGAAACUGAGUGGGGGAGAGAAGCAGCGAGUGUGCAUAGCUAGAACCAUCCUUAAAGCACCAGCUGUCAUACUUCUAGAUGAAGCCACAUCUGCUCUUGACACGGAGACAGAGAGGAACAUACAGUCAUCCCUCAUGAAAGUGUGUCAGGGACGAACUACAAUCAUUGUGGCUCACAGACUCUCUACUAUCAUACAUGCCAAUGUGAUACUAGUACUAAAGGAAGGAGAGAUUGUUGAGAGGGGCACUCAUGAGCACCUGUUGGUCCAGGACGGAGUAUAUGCCUCGAUGUGGGCGCAGCAGCAACGGAGUCUGGAAAUGGGUGGAGCCAUGGACCAAAUUGAGGGUGGAAGGCUGGGAGAUUCCAAACUGUAAACAUGCCACUCCACUCCUUUCUACAGUGCAUACAUUAUAGAUAUAAUUUUAUGCAGUAUUUAAUUCUUAUUAAUAUUUUAUCCUUUUUACGUUGUUAGUUGUGUAAUAACUCACUAUAAAAAACAAUAUUUUUUCAUUCUAAAAAAAUAAAUUGUUCACUACACAAAACACAA
Molecule: messenger RNA, 3020 nt
Organism: Halichondria panicea
Lineage: Eukaryota; Metazoa; Porifera; Demospongiae; Suberitida; Halichondriidae
Product: ATP-binding cassette sub-family B member 6-like
Exons: 9
Coding region: 184-2847 (887 amino acids)
Biological process (GO): transmembrane transport; heme transport
Cellular component (GO): vacuolar membrane
Molecular function (GO): ATP hydrolysis activity; ABC-type heme transporter activity; heme binding
Source: RefSeq, a predicted model, not a curated record